This is a messenger RNA of Acanthosepion pharaonis, 774 nucleotides long. Lineage: Eukaryota; Metazoa; Mollusca; Cephalopoda; Sepiida; Sepiidae. The record is from the annotation of a GenBank genome assembly.
AUGCAGUUUCUUUCCCAAAUGUCCAUUUUCAUGCGUAGCAUCGCUCCGCCCCAUUACAUUCCUUUUAAUAAAUAUUCUCUUCCUCUCUCCUCACUUCCUACUCUGAAUCUUCUCUCGAUCUCCCGUUUGCCGCUGCUUCACGCCUUAGCAGGGCCACAACUGCAUAUCUUCGACUGCUUUCGUUCAUGUCUCUUCCAUCUUCUUUGGCGCUUUUUCCCUCACCCAUACCCGUUCGACUCAUGCCAAAAAUUUAUAUGUCUUUAUUGUUUUAUCUAUCUAUCUAUCUAUCUAUCUAUCUAUCUAUCUAUCUAUCUAUCUAUCUAUCUAUCUAUCUCUCUCUCUCUCUCUCUAUAUAUAUAUAUAUAUAUAUAUAUAUAUAUAUAUAUAUACCAGCACAUAUAUAGAUUACAUCACCUUUCUAUUAUCUUUCUCAUUCUCAUUCUCUUUCUCUCUCUCUCUCUUUCUCUCUUUCUCUUUCUCUUUCUCUUUCUCUCUCUCUCUUGCCAACAUGAAUUUUCUUCCUUUUAUUUACCUACCUCAGUCUCUCCCCCUUAUUUAUUCAUUUUACGUUAUUUACUCUCUGUUUCCUUUUGUUACACUUUAACACGAUUGAUUAAUCUGUUCUUACUUGCUCUUUCUCCCUCCUUUUUGCCUAUCUAUCUAUCUAUCUAUCUAUCUAUCUAUCUAUCUAUCUAUCUAUCUAUCUAUCUAGGUUGUUCCUAUAUGUCUAUCUAUCUCCAUGAUUCACUAGCUUCGUACCAUCAUUUAUCUUGA